This is a messenger RNA of Ectocarpus sp. CCAP 1310/34, 740 nucleotides long. The record is from the annotation of a GenBank genome assembly. NCBI's taxonomy places the organism in Eukaryota, Phaeophyceae, Ectocarpales, Ectocarpaceae.
AUGCUUGCGGUAGCGAACGAGAAGGGCAUGAACCUCAAUCACUGGGAUGUGAAGCAGGCGUAUACACACGCCACACUAGACGAGGAGGUUUUUCUGAUGCUCCCCGCUGGGUGCGGGGAUACGUCGCAUAAGAUUGCUAAGGCUGAGCGUGCGAUUUAUGGUCUGAAGCAGAGCGGUAGGCAGUGGGGGUACCACGCUGCUGAUAUGCUAGUCGAGAACGGCAUGGUUGAACGCUUCCAUGUGAAAUCAACUGUCCGCAUCCCCGCUACCCCUGGUGCCGAUCUAGGGCCGAAGCGAGAGGAUGAGGAAGGAGGGGAGUGGCCGGUGAGGGAGGCCAUCGGCAGCAUGAUGUGGGUGUCGACUUUCUCGCGUCCAGACGUCUCGUUCGCCGUGCGUGCGGUAGCGCGCCACGCCCACGCCCCGGCGAAGCGGCACUGGGAUGCCAUACAGAAGAUCCUCGGCUACCUGAAAGGGACGAGGGACCUCGGUAUCACCUACCAACGGGGAUCGGGGUUAGGGCUGGCCGUGUACGUAGACGCUAGCUACGCCGACACGGAGGAUAGGCGUUCGGUGUCAGGGUUGGCGACGACGGUCGGAGGUACCGUAGUCAGCCAUGGUAGAAAGACGCAGAGUAUAGUAUCUUUGUCUUCAACGGAGGCCGAGUACAUUGCUGCCGGGGAGGGUGUCAAGGAGGCGUUGUUUGUGCGUGCUGUGCUUUCGUUUGUCGCCCCAGAGACCAG